UGUAUGUCAUCUGUUCCAUACUGUCUGUAUAUUUUUUCCAAGACACGAAUUAAAUUUCAGUAUACAAUAAAUAAAAAUUACACCCGUAUUAUAUUUACAUAAGCUAAAUAUACGUUUAAUUCAUUGACUGUUAUCGUGUAAUCAUGUGGAAGGAAAAAUCUGAGGGGGGACAUGAAAAAUCUUAUCAUACUCCACUGAAGAAAAUAGCACAAUGACUGGAACUCAUUCUGCACCUGUUCUUAUUCCUGAUGUAAUUCCUAAUCUUUGCAAAUUCCUUGGGACCAAGGACAUAAAACAGUGUCGACUAGUCUGCAAAUCGUGGAAUUACAGUGCUACCCCCACGCUAAAGGAAAGGACAACGAUAAAAAUUCGACUUUAUCCUGAAAAUGAUACGAAUCCUCUCAAGAUGUGGGACGGUGUCGUCCAAAAAAUGAAAUUCUGUGAGGACAAUGUCCACCUGGAGAUUCUCAAUCCACUGGAAUACACCCUGCCUCCAGUGGACCUCAAAAUCUUUCCCCCGGUGGGAUUUCUCAGGUCCAUUUUUGUCCAGGUGUACAAAGCAGAACAGUGGCAGAAAGGCCUUUGUGACGAAAUUGUACUGAAUUCAGCCCCGACUCUGAAGAAAUUAAGGUUUGAAUGGAGACACGAUAUGGAUUAUUUCCCAUUCCUUCGUGGCAGGAUUUUUUCAGAAUUAAGAAAACUAAUUCUGUGGGAUAUCUGGGACCGGAGAGAGAAUGAUGUUCUUCUUCUAGAAAGAAUUGGCCAAAUGAUUACGGAAGCUAUGCCAAAGUUGGAAUAUCUCAAGAUUAAUUGUGCUCAGUUAUAUGAAAUUGGAAAGAUGGGAUUCCUGCCGAAUUUUCCGCGAUCACUUAAUUGCUUGGAAUUAACGGGACAAUUGGACGCCAAAAUGCUAAAAUACAUCACUAAAAUUCCAGCCCCUUUAAGAAGACUUGCCUUCCAUCAGGUUUCCUUUGAUGCGUAUGAUCAAUACUUGAGUAGACUGCCCCUAAUGCUGUACAAAUUGCUCGAGAAACAUUCCCUCAAUUUGGAAAAACUCGAUAUCGAUAUGGCUUGGCCGGAUGGGUGUGAAAAAGUGAAGUGGGGAUUCCCAUUCCUUCCAACCCUCAAAAGUUUCCGGGUCUGUCACCCCACAACUUUUGAAAAUAUUGAGUUUCGCGAUAGACCCGUGAUAAGAAACUGGUUACAACUUGAUUAUAACGUUUGUUUCCCGAGUUUGGAAAGUUUACAUGUCUGCACGGAUUUAUUGCACGUGCCAUUUCUUCCGUCGAAAGAAAAUCAAAUUCUGAUUGCCAAUUCGGUCAAAAAAGUGGAAAUUGACGUUGACGAUGUGCGGGAUGAAGAGGAAAAGUUAGCCUUUUAUAAACGAUUAUGCGAUGUUUUUCAUAAUGCGAGAGAUUCGAUAAUCGUUACAUACAAAACGUAAGCGUCUUGAGGAGUAACUUGUCACAUUCAAGUAAUUGAAGAGAUGAAGAACUUGGUUAUAAAAUCGUUCACGAGUUACCAUUUGUUACAUUGCCAAAUUGUUAUUUGCAACAUUACAGGUUUUGCAAUAUAGUAUAUUUGAAUUUUUGGGAACAUUUUUUUAAGUCAAUAAAAAAAUUGUCCUAAAAAA
This is a messenger RNA of Folsomia candida, 1633 nucleotides long. RefSeq lists its product as uncharacterized. The record is from RefSeq and is a predicted model, not a curated record. The coding region runs from base 212 to 1444 and encodes 410 amino acids. Gene Ontology annotation, molecular function: protein binding. The transcript has 5 exons. NCBI's taxonomy places the organism in Eukaryota, Metazoa, Arthropoda, Collembola, Entomobryomorpha, Isotomidae.